GUCAUCUGAUCCGUUAUCAUCACAGUCUAGAUCAAUGGAUCCGUUAUCAUCAAAUUGCAAAUCAACAGAUCCAUUAUCAUUAACAAAUGAUGAUGAAAAUGAAUUGGAAUCAGUUCCAUUACCAAUACAAACAUUUUUAUGGCGACAAACAAACCCAUUUUUGGGUGCAAAAAUUGGUAAACUUCAUGAAGCAUCAUGUGUUACAUUUGAACGAGUUGUUGUACAAAAUAUACUUCAUGGACUUAGUCCAUCACUUUCUGAUGCUAUUAAUUCCAUUUCACGUUGGCAUUUUGUACGUGCAACAUUUCCACAUAUUGUACAGUGUUGUGCAUCGUUAUUAUCUGAAGCAAUUAAUCGAAAUGAUUUACCAAUGAGUGGAUCAUUGGUUAAAAUGUUAUAUAUAUUGCAUUGGCUUCUUCUUGAUUCAGCUAAUGAAUGUUGUGAUAGUGAAAGUGGAAAGGCGUAUAAUCGAUUAAAAACUUUCUUAUGA
Loa loa (African eye worm) is the source of this 490-nucleotide messenger RNA. RefSeq lists its product as hypothetical. The record is from RefSeq and is a predicted model, not a curated record. Gene Ontology annotation, biological process: monoatomic cation homeostasis. The transcript has 5 exons. Gene Ontology annotation, molecular function: monoatomic cation channel activity. The annotation marks the transcript as partial. Gene Ontology annotation, cellular component: cation channel complex; axon. Lineage: Eukaryota; Metazoa; Nematoda; Chromadorea; Rhabditida; Onchocercidae.